AGGUUAAGACUAGCAGUUGAAUGUAUAGGUGAUCAGUAAUUUGUUAGACUGGGACUUGCAGGCUGGUGUAAUGAGAACUUGGAAUUACUGUGGUCAGACUAGCUGUUGGGUCUAAGAGUUGAACCCUGUUUGGACAAGGCUAGUAGCAGAGUGUAAUUAGGUGAGUUGACUAGCAGUGGUAAGUAUAGAUGUGCAGGCAAGAAGAUUAAGACUUGCAGUAAGGAAGGAGUUGAGGGGAUCCAAGGAAUAAAUAUGCUCAAGGUAUCUGGGAAGCCAACUAGAGAAGGAAAUGGAACCCAGGCUCUUCUGGAUGCCAUGUGCAAUGAUCAAAUGCACCUGGCCCGAUUUAUUUUGGAGGCACUGGAUGGGAAGAUAGUUAACACCAGAGGGGGGGACUUGAGCCGAACCCCACUGAUCUGCAGUACUCUGCUACCAGAGCCCCGGGCCCGGCAGCGCUACAUGCUGCUCCUUCUGGAAAAAGGAGCAGAAGUGAACAGCCGUGACCGCGCAGGUCGCACCGCGCUCAGCUACUCCUGCGAGAGAGGCCACCUGCCCGAGGUCAAGAUCCUGGUGCAGCAUGGGGCUGACCCUGAGCUUGCAGACCUGUGGGGUAACACCGCCCUCAUUUAUGCCUCAGUGUCCGGCCACGCCCAAGUGCUGGACUUCUUGACCCGAGCAUUCAAAAGGCUGGGUUUGCAGGUAGAUCGAGCAAACAGGGUGGGCAAUUCUGCUUUGGACGUGGCAAGGUACCUGGGGUAUCGAGACUGUGAGCUUACCUUGAGUGGGUGUAACUGGAGUCGGAAAAAGGAAGAGCAAGAUCCCUUGCAGGGAAACUGGGAAGAGGGUCAAAGUGGGUCCCGCGGAGCUGCACACAGUAUUCUCUUAGGGCGAAGUCGUUCUCUGGCCUCACACAGACGCAUGGAGAGUAUGGACUCUAUAGAAGAAGAGGACGGGGACAAAGGAGGCUGUGCUGCAAGCUCCUCCAGCCAUGGAUUUUCCAACGUGUUGAACCCAAGACCCCGCUCCUGGAGCCUCCAAUAUGGAGGUCGUACAGGGGAGCGCAGAGAGCUCGGACUCCACCUUCCAGCACUUAGCAGUGCCUCCAUCCAGAUCUCCACCAGCCUCUAUUCACCUCGGCCUGGGAAACAACAUGAACCAUCAAUCUGCCCUCUACCUGGACCACUAGGCAUCCUUCUUACUCCGCUUUCUGCUAACCCUCAUUCAGGUCCUCCGGGGGGCAAUGAUCAUCAGCCUGGAUGUUCCAAAGAAACUGGGUUUAGGCGGUUCAAUGAUACAUAUUACAAAAAGAGGAGCAGUCUUCCCUCUACUCUGCUUUCCCCAACACCACCAGAUAGAGGACUUUUGGGUUACCAAUCUAAAGACUCCCAGCCACAUGGUGGGCCAAGUAACCCAUUUACUGUGCUGGGGAACAAACUGCUUAGACGUUUCACCUUCCCCGAAUUUAAAAAACAACAAGUUUCUGGAGGAAGCAGAGAAAAAGUUACCCUCGAGAAUACAGAGACUGGACACAGAGGGAUGGCAAGGUCUGAGACCUUCCCUGUCAGCAAAAACCACCCAAAGGUGGUCAGCAAACCCAGUGUAGACAGCAUCAGCAGUGUAAAAUGUGAAUUUGAUUUCCAGCAGCAGACCAAUUCUUGAUGCAAAUCUCUAGAUUCAGAAAUUACAGCUUG
Spea bombifrons (plains spadefoot toad) is the source of this 1691-nucleotide messenger RNA. Its product is annotated as ankyrin repeat domain-containing protein 63-like. NCBI's taxonomy places the organism in Eukaryota, Metazoa, Chordata, Amphibia, Anura, Pelobatidae. Gene Ontology annotation, molecular function: protein binding. The record is from RefSeq and is a predicted model, not a curated record. The transcript has a single exon. Bases 253 to 1659 code for a protein of 468 amino acids.